Messenger RNA from Echinostoma caproni, 1563 nucleotides. The record is from the annotation of a GenBank genome assembly. Lineage: Eukaryota; Metazoa; Platyhelminthes; Trematoda; Plagiorchiida; Echinostomatidae.
AUGCCAAGAGGUCGGAAAUCCAAAUUAUAUGGCAUCCAGUUUCGAUUGGAUUGCGAGUGGACCAAUUGUGAAAAAUAUUUUUCAGGUUUGAACGAAUUAAAACAACAUCAGUUGGAUCACUUCAAGGUGUUAAAGGAAGAGGCGGCUUACACCCCAUGUACUCCGCUAUGCGGCAUUUGUCAUGUUCCAUUGGAUUUGAACGACGAAGAUAAUGUGGAACGUCAUUCUCAUUACCAUGCCUGGAGUAUUCACCUACGGGUAAAAGGUCGUGAACUCCAAGAGUUGAAUAACUGGCCGCCCUGCUUGUCCGAUGCGAGCUCGAGAAAUAUGGUUCCGGAACUCCCAACGAAAUUCGAAUGUGGUUGGGAAUACUGUGACUACCGCACAAACGAUAUAUCAGAAUUUUUUUCUCAUGUCUCUCGACAUUCUGAAGAGUACACUGAUUCCCGAUACCCUGCCGGAGUGAAGCUCAGAUGUUUAUGGGAACACUGUUCUUACGUGGCUCCUCGAUUGAAAAACCUGACAUCUCAUCUGGUCACGCACACACAAUAUAAGCGUAUAGCUUGUCCAACAUGUGGUCUAUUAAUUGUUAGUUUCAUCAAGUUUGAAAAUCAUUUGAAGUGUCAACAAAUUCAACUGGUCAAUGGAAAUCCUGCAGUAGCCCUGGUUGGGACCAGAAUGCCCGAUGGCAUCCUUCUGUACAACCAGUACGAUGCUCACGAUGUCANGUCUUCUGAUUGCCCAUAUGCAACGUCAUGCUUGGACAGGCACAUGCUAUUCCGACACUCUGAUGAGAAACCCUUCGCUUGCGAUCAGUGUGCUUAUCGGUGCAAAACCAACAGCGCUCUGAAUCGACAUGUUCGAUUAGGGCAUAAAAAACGAGGGGGCUCGGAGUAUCCUCUUGAUCUUUCCUCUUCCGCAAAUCUGUUGGUCAAUCGGAUCGACACUGACCUCGAUGGGUCUCCUAAUCCACGUUCAACCAACCCUCCCGUGCUUGGUCCGCUGGCCGCAGCAGGCGCUUUAGGUCUGCUCAGACCCUCCAAGUCGACCGAUGUAGCCCCAUUGGCAGCACUCAACUCGAUCGACACACGGCCAUUUCCCGGAAACUCCAAUCGAUCCCAUUGGAUCCGAUGCACUUUUCCCGAUUGUAAAUUUAAGACUACCAAACAGGUCGGUUUUCAAGUCCACAUUGGCCGAAAGCAUACGGUUGUUGCAGAUCCACCGGGGCCAUCCAAUACAGACACUGUUUCACAGGACGCUUCGUCUCAAGCCACCCAACAGUCGAACGCUUGCUAUAUUUUCCGCCCGCCAUUAUAUGCCUGCCAUUUGUGCUCCGUAGUAAAACGUCGGGGUUUCGAUUUAUCCAAACACUUGAUGCGGGACCACAAACUGACUCGACCAUCCGGUCACGUACGUUUUACCUACGCGCUAGAAGAAGACGGUCUGUAUCGUCUCGAACGAACUCGACUGGAUACGGUUUCCGUGGCCGCUGCGUUGUUGGGCGAGCAUGUGGUCAACCGAUUAUUGUCUAAUGCAGGCAAUCAGAUGUGUACGACGAAAUAG